CUCUUCGAGCGGGACUUUGGUCACAGACCACAGAAACAAAAAGUUCUGUGACUUCCUCAAAUAGCUGCUUUUUGUUUAUUAGACAUGGCCCUCCAGAUUGAAGCGGAUUUACCACCUGGCCUUUCAGGUCUGAAAAAUGUUGAUGCCCUGCUUCGGUGUCCAAUUUGCUUCGACUUCCUCAAUAUUUCAAUGAUGACAAAAUGCUCUCACAACUUUUGCUCUUUGUGCAUCAGACAAUUUCUUUGCUACAAGUUGCAGUGUCCAGUUUGCAAUACACAAGCAACAGAACAAGAUCUAAGAAACAACCGUUUAUUGGAUGACUUGGUCGUAAACUUUCAAGCUGCAAGGCAGCAGUUGUCAAAAGCAAAUUUUGACUCUCCUCCAAUAUCGCCCAAGACCCCAGCUUCAGCUGUCAAAUGUAAAACUCCCAGAGCGAGGGCCCAGAAGUGCACCAGCUCCGUUCUGAGCAACUUUUUCCAAAAGAAGUCCAAAACACCUCCAGCUAAAGAAACCCAACGAGAUGGUUCUGUCUCUCAGUGGGUCCAGCGGGGAAAAAUACAGACUGCACACACUCACCGUGCAAAUGAUGCUGACCUACAUUCAGCAACUGCUCGUCUUCCAGUGACCGUGAAGGAAGAGCCGAUGGAUGUGGAGGAGGCAUCUGUCCAAGGUUUGAUGACUGUCAAACAGGAGGACACAUCCUCGCACAGUUUCAGCACCGGGGUUGAGAUGGCACAUUCCUCUUCACCAUCGAUAGACGUAAAGCCCGUAAUCAAAGUGGAGUGCCCCGUGUGUUCUGUCAGUGUGUCACAGCAGUUUAUCAACAAGCAUCUGGACACAUGUCUUAGCAGUGGAGAGAAGAAAGAAAGCUUGAGGAGCUCCCUUGGCAGGACGAGGCAUCCAAUGACCAAACUGGUGUACAACCUACUUUCCAUGCAUGAGUUGAAGAGGAGGCUGAAGGAAUGCCACCUCUCAAUGCAGGGCUCUCGAGACCAGCUGAUCAAAAGACACCAGCAGUUUGUCCACAUAUACAACGCCCAGUGUGAUUCCCUAAACCCACAAUCAGCUGAAGAUAUUGCCAAACAGGUGGAGGCCAACGAGAAGAUCAGGAACCAACUGCAGGGGAAAGCCAAACCUGCCAUGGUUUUCACAAAGAAUCAGACUGAGAAGGAAAUUGAUGAGAUGCAUUCAAAUUAUAGGAAGCAGCACAGCAGCGACUUUUCCCGCCUUAUCGCCCAGGUCCGGGGUCGCCUAGAGACCAAAAGGCAGACUCGUAUCAAACAGGAAGUCGUAGUGGAGGGAGAGGAAGAGACGCCCUCUGCAGAUCAAGUUGAAGAAUCAAAGAGCUGCUUAGUGAUUAAGGUAGAAGACAGUGACGAGGAGCCAUUAGCAAGAGGGAUUGAGUUGUCACCCAGUCCCACUUACAGUGAAGUGUCCAUCAGCAGUUCUCUUUCUGACAUCUUUGGUCCAGAGCCUGCCAGAAACCUUGAAGACACAGAGAGGACCUCAGUCCAAAAGCGAACGCCCAGCUCCAGAGGAGACGAUGCAGCUUCGUCGCACGUUCCAGGAAAACGAAAGCGUAAAAAGUAAGGAGAGAUGGAAGACAGAGAACGCAAGAGAGAGAGCGAGAGAGAGAGAGAGAGAGAAAGAUCUCUCACAGACACUGAACUUUUGACUGACUUUUAAGUUUAUCAAGGAAUGAUUUUUUUUUUUUUUUUUUUCUCUACACAUCCCUCUCUGGCAUUUAUUUUCUGAAGUUGCACAGUUAACUUCUUGA
Messenger RNA from Seriola dumerili (greater amberjack), 1777 nucleotides. It is a transcript of the gene rad18, whose product is annotated as RAD18, E3 ubiquitin protein ligase. The record is from RefSeq and is a predicted model, not a curated record. NCBI's taxonomy places the organism in Eukaryota, Metazoa, Chordata, Actinopteri, Carangiformes, Carangidae. Gene Ontology annotation, biological process: DNA damage tolerance; protein monoubiquitination. The transcript has 13 exons. Bases 85 to 1590 code for a protein of 501 amino acids. Gene Ontology annotation, cellular component: Rad6-Rad18 complex; nucleus. Gene Ontology annotation, molecular function: single-stranded DNA binding; ubiquitin protein ligase activity.